AUCUCACGCUUCGAAAACCCAAUUCUGCCCUUCCCCUCCUUCCUUCCUUCCCUCCUUCCUUCAAGAUACGUCGUAAGCUGGCCCUUCUUGGCGCUGGAACAUUCAACUGGAGUUGACGUUCGCGGUCGCUGAAAGAGGACAUGUCCGUCGCUGUUCCCUUGUCGCAAAUGGACGUGGAUGAUGAGUCUUUGCCUAAUUCUUGGAGUAGUAAUGACAGGGAAGGGAUGCUCUCAUACGGUGGUCAAAAUACGGCUCAUAAGAAGAAAUAUUAUCCAAGCGCCAUUAAAUUUUUUGGGGUGGACCUAUCCCCAGAUAAUGUGGCUGUCGCCAUGGUCUAUUUUGUUCAAGGGGUUUUAGCCUUAGCAAGGCUUGCUGUUAGUUUUUACUUAAAGGAUGACCUACACCUAGAUCCGGCAGAGACAGCUGUAGUAUCUGGCUUUUCUGCUUUUCCGUGGCUUAUCAAACCUUUAUAUGGGUUUAUCAGCGAUUCUGUUCCUCUUUUUGGUUAUCGGAGGAGAUCAUACUUGAUUUUAUCAGGACUGCUUGGUGCACUCUCAUGGACUUUGAUGGCCACUCUUGUUGAUAGCAAAUAUGGUGCAGCUUUCUGUAUACUUCUUGGAUCUCUUUCUGUAGCAUUCUCAGAUGUUGUCGUAGAUUCCAUGGUAGUUGAGAGGGCUCGUGGUGAAUCACAAAGUAUGUCAGGAUCUCUUCAAUCCUUAUGUUGGGGGUCUUCGGCUUUUGGUGGAAUAGUGAGUUCCUACUUUAGUGGCUCACUGGUGGAGGCAUAUGGUGUAAGGUUUGUUUUUGGAGUCACAGCUUUGCUGCCAUUGAUAACGUCUUUGGUGGCAGUUCUUGUAAAAGAGCAACCUGUGCGAGGGAUAAAUCGUCCUUCAGCUAACUAUGCUUUUCUCCGGAGCUCAAGAAAGCACGUUGUUGAAUUGUGGGGUGCUGUUAGUCAAAGAAAUGUGUUUCUUCCAACAUUAUUUAUUUUUUUGUGGCAGGCAACACCACAAUCAGAUUCUGCCAUGUUUUUCUUCACUACAAAUAAACUUGGAUUCACUCCCGAAUUUCUCGGGCGUGUCAAGUUUGUUACAUCGAUAGCAUCACUGAUUGGCGUUGGGCUUUAUAAUGGAUUUCUCAAGAAAGUUCCUCUUAGGAAAAUUUUUCUUGUAACCACCAUUUUUGGUUGUGCACUUGGAAUGAGUCAGGUGCUCCUCGUUACGGGAAUAAAUCGAGAGUGGGGUAUUAGUGACGAGUGGUUUGCGAUCGGGGAUUCGUUGGUUAUAACGGUACUUGGUCAGGCAUCUUUCAUGCCUGUUCUUGUGUUAGCAGCAAAACUAUGUCCAGAAGGAAUGGAAGCCACCCUUUUUGCAACCCUCAUGUCCAUAUCAAACGGAGGGAGUCUGCUCGGCGGCCUGAUCGGUGCUGGUUUGACACAAAUGUUAGGUGUCACCAGAGACUCGUUCGACAACCUCUCGACCUUGAUAAUCCUGUGCAACCUCAGCUCACUGUUACCUUUGCCGCUGCUCCGCCUCCUUCCCCAGGAAUCUCCGGACUCGAGCUUAGAGACUACAGACAUGGAGUUGAAAUCUAACUGAAACUUAGGUAGUUACUUCCCAAAAACAAAAACUGUUAUCACUCUUUUAAGCUUCCACAAAAUUCUUGUUGGAGAGAAGAGCGAGGGACUGAAAUGAGAUUGAUUAGGAGGUGAAAGAGUGACACUCCUAAAUGGGCCCCUCCUAAAUCUAUAAUGGAGCCAAUCAUGCGGCGAGCUGACUGUGUUGUCCACGUGGGUGGGCCCUGACUCCCUUCGCUUAUCCAAUCGGUGCCCCCUGUUUUGGGAUGGCAGUUUGAUUGAUAUAUGGGAAACAUAAUUGAGUCAGGACACACCACCCGCCGCACGAGCCACGUUAUGGCUUAUCUCAUUAUGAACAUUACCCUUCUCUUACUUAUACAAUAUUAACUUCUACCCGUUUCUUAUA
This is a messenger RNA of Cucurbita moschata (crookneck pumpkin), 1982 nucleotides long. Its product is annotated as folate-biopterin transporter 1, chloroplastic-like. The record is from RefSeq and is a predicted model, not a curated record. The transcript has 9 exons. Bases 141 to 1598 code for a protein of 485 amino acids. Gene Ontology annotation, cellular component: membrane. NCBI's taxonomy places the organism in Eukaryota, Viridiplantae, Streptophyta, Magnoliopsida, Cucurbitales, Cucurbitaceae.